AAAUAUUAAAAAAAAAAAGAGAACGAACGAAAACAGAAGGUUUGGCUCCAAAAUAGCGAAUUUUAGGAACGGGAAUCCGACAAGAAGAUUGAAGGAUUUGAAUUUCUAGUUCUGAUCGAGAUCAUCGUGUUGUGAGAGAUUGCUGCUCAUCUCUCGUUGUCGGCUUUGUUUAUUGAUCUCUUCGCCAGAGCCUGGCUUUGCCCAGAGGAUUUGGUGUGGUUAUUGUACUUGUUUUUCAGGCUUGCUUCCUGAUUAUCUUUCUCAUCUGUUAAUUCAAUUAUCAGACAUUUCCUUUCAAUUAUUGGAUUUUGAGGGAAGUUAUCCAUCCAAGUGGAUUGUAUGGUACUCAGAUUUUGAGUUUUGGAUUGGUAUGGUUUUGUAAGAAAUGGUGUUUCAGAAAAGGUCAGACUAUGGAUCCUGUGGCUAUCCAAUCCCAGUGAUGCCUCAAGUUCCAAAAUCAGCCAGGGGUAAGCGGUCAGUUAGGAAGAAGGUCGAGGAGAGUCAGAUGUGUGCAUUUGACUUGCUCGCUGCUGUUGCCGGAGAUUUGUUACUAGAAAAGGAGAAUUUUUCAAUCCUGAAUAAUGCAACUGAAACACCUUGCCCUGCUUCUCCAAAGCAUACUGUCAAAGUAGAAAGUAAUAUGGAUAAACCAGUCAAACCUGAGCCUUAUGAUCAGGGAAGUUGUAAUAAGAGUGCAUUUGUUUCUGAGGUUUUAGUGCAAAGGCCAGUUAGCUGUCAAAUUAAAGGACAGUCAAAUUCUCCAAAAGCGACAAUCUCCGAACAUGCUUCUAUCUCUAUGAAGAAUGAUGGAUUCAGUAAGGAUGGUUUUUCCAAGCGUUCAGUGGAUGAUGGUAACAACAGAGAUUUACGAAGUUCUCCUGGAUUAGUCCCUUGGAAAUGCAGCAGUGGGAAAAAUUUUACUGGCUCUGCUGAAUCUUCUGAAGCUCAUAAAAUAUGUACUCUUGAGGAUCCAAUGGAAUUGGAUGUCAAGCCUCCGCUAUUUGUUAGCUCAGAUAGCAGUGUUGAGGCUCCUCUUUACAGUAAUCGCAUUGCUUGUGCUGUUUCCUCUCCCAAGUCGCGUAAUGCUGUUGUAGAUAGAGAUGAUGAUGAAAACUUGUUCAGGUGUACACAUCCUAGUAUGAUGACUUAUAGGGCAUCUAGGUUGCAGCGCGUAGGUAACCGUAGGAUAAGAAAACUUUUGGCGUCUAGGCACUGGAAGGCAGCUCUAACAACAUCAAAAGCUGGGGAGCUCGGUAACAAUGAUGCAGAAUCGAAACUUGUGAGGAAGAUGUGUUACACUCGUCAAAGGGUGCAGAGAUCUUCGUUUAAAAGAAGAAAGGUAUUUGGGGGCUGCUCAAUUCCUGCAUCUAAAGGAGUCAGCAGUAAGGAAGGCAUAUUUUCACUUGGAAAGGGUGCCUUUAAGACAGAAGUCAGUGAUUCAUGCACAACUCCUCGUGGAGCUAAUGGACAAUUGUCCUCCAGGAUUGGUCAGAAAGCAUUAUGUGAAUCAGGAGAUUUUCAUGUUAAAUUCAGCAUCAAGUCCUUUAAGGUGCCAGAACUUCUAAUUGAGAUUCCUGAAACUGCUACUGUUGGUUCACUCAAGCGGACAGUUAUGGAAACAGUGACUGCUUUUCUAGAAGGUGGACUUCAUGUGGGAGUGCUACUGCAAGGAAAGAAGGUUAGAGAUGAUAACAAAACCCUGCUUCAAGCCGGAAUAUCUCAUGGUGAUAAGAUAGAUAACUUGGGUUUUACACUUGAACCAAACCUUAGACAAGCCCCAGAAACUCUCACUGGCCCAGAACAUCCCCACUUGUUACUUCCUUGCGAUACUGUCGAGCCACAACCACUGAGCAGGAUUCCAGCCAUAACAGCUCCAACUUCUGUUUCGAGGCCAUCUGCCGUGGAACCUAUAUUAACAUCUCUAGGUCCUGAAAGUGAUCAUGAUUCGGUUCACUCUCCAACUUCUGAAUCGGUCCAAGAUAAUCCUACGGCAACAAACUCCAGAGCUCUGGUCCCAGUUCCAGACAUGGAUGUCAAGGCACUGGCAGUAGUACCUCUCUGCAAGUCAAAAAGGUCUGAGCUUGUCCAGCGACGUAUCAGAAGACCCUUCACCGUCUCUGAAGUCGAAGCACUUGUUCAAGCUGUUGAAAAGCUCGGAACUGGAAGAUGGAGAGAUGUUAAAAUCCGGGCAUUUGAUCACGCUAAACACCGAACAUAUGUUGAUUUGAAGGAUAAAUGGAAGACGUUGGUUCACACGGCGAAGAUAUCACCUCAUCAGCGGAGGGGAGAACCGGUCCCUCAAGAGCUCCUUGACCGAGUGCUCUCCGCCCACGCCUACUGGUCCCAGCAGCAGGCCAAGCUCCAAAUGAAAACUUCUCCGGCCGAAGCUCGCCUUCUGCUCUAACUCACAACCACAAAAGAACUUCAACUGUACUAUAGAAUCUCCAUACAUUCAAUCUCACAGUCACAUUGUGAAUCCUCAGCAGGAGAUUGCUUGCAAGAGGAAAAAUAAAGAUUAGCCUCUCACUAACACAUUCAUCCACACACACACACACACACACACACUCAUCUGAUUCAAUUGAUUUUUUCAGCAAAGAUUGUUUUCAUCUUACAACAAAGAAAGAUGAAUUGUUGCUGAUUGUUUGAUGUCUGUUCUUUUCUGUAAUUCUAUUGUUGUUUUUACUGUCAAAUUCUUGUACUAAACAUUGUAACAAUGUUCCUCAACAUUUUAUCUAAUUCAUUUAAU
This is a messenger RNA of Dioscorea cayenensis subsp. rotundata (Guinea yam), 2746 nucleotides long. RefSeq names its product telomere repeat-binding protein 5-like. The transcript has 10 exons. The coding region runs from base 386 to 2404 and encodes 672 amino acids. The record is from RefSeq and is a predicted model, not a curated record. NCBI's taxonomy places the organism in Eukaryota, Viridiplantae, Streptophyta, Magnoliopsida, Dioscoreales, Dioscoreaceae.